AUGAUAUUAGUGAUACAAUAUUCAAAAUAUAGAAAGAUUCAUGAAAAAGAAAUUAAAGGUCCAUUCCCAUUACCAAUUUUAGGUAACCUUCAUAGCUUUUCAGAUCUUCCACAUCAUGAUUGUACAAACUAUACAAAGAAAUAUGGUGAUGUAAUGAGAAUAUGGUUUGCAGAUUUAUACACUGUUAUUUUAUCCGAUGCUAAUAUCAUUCGUAAAGUUUAUGUUGAAAAUCAUGAAAAUUUUAUGGAUAGACCACGUAUUCCUUCAUUAAAAUAUGGAACUUAUUUUCAUGGUACAGUUGCUUCAAUGGGUGAAGAUUGGAUUCGUAAUAGAGAUGUAGUUUCUAGAGCAAUGAGAAAAACAAAUAUCAAACAUAUUUAUGAAUUAAUGGAUACUCAAGUGGAUAUUUUAUUAAGAUCAAUGGAGAAAAUUUCAAAAGAUGGUACUGCAUUCGAACCUCGUUAUUACACUACAAAAUAUACAAUGGGUUUAAUGUACAAGUUUAUCUUUAACGAAGAAGUUGAUGAAAAUGAAGAUAUUAACAACGGUGAUAUUAAGAAAUUGGGUGAUCUUAUGUCAAGAAUUAUGGAAGAUUUUGCAAGUGGCUCGUUAUGGGAUGUAUUAGAAAUCACUAGACCACUUUACUUAAAGUAUUUAGAAAUGUUUGAAAAAGCUUUCCCAAUUUUAAUAGAGUUUUUUGAAAAAAGAUAUAAAGAACAUCUCAAGACCUUCGAUCCAGAGUCACCAAGAGAUUUAUUAGAUACAUUAAUUGCUGAAUAUGGUGGUGGUGAUCCAAAGAAAACUACCAAAGAUGAUUUAUUAAGUAUUUAUUCAAGUCUUAGUGAUUUCUUUUUUGCUGGUGUAGAUACUUCAAGUACAACUCUUGAAUAUUUAUUUUUAUUAUUAUCAAAUUACCCAGAGGUCCAAGAAAAGGUUCACGACGAAAUUAAAACAACACUUAAAGGUAGAGAUAGGGUUUUAUUAAGUGACAAAGCAUCAUUACCAUAUCUUUCUGCAGUUAUCAAGGAAACCAUGAGAUACAGACCAGUUACUUCAUUUGGUUUACCAAGAACAACUACCAAUGAUAUUGUUAUCGAUGAUAAAUAUUUCAUUCCAAAAGAUUCUCAAGUCCUUAUUAACUACCAUGCUCUUUCAUUCAACGAAAAGUACUUCCCAAAUCCACAUGUAUUUGAUCCAACCAGAUUUAUUAAUGAACCAAAUAACCAAGCUUUCAUUCCAUGGUCUAUCGGUCAAAGAAAUUGUGUUGGUAUGACUUUUGCUCAAGAUGAAAUUUUCUUAUGUAUCGCAAAUGUUUUAUUAAGAUAUAGAUUCAAAUCUGUAGAUGGCAAAAAAAUCAAUGAAAUAGAGAAAUAUGGUAUCACAACAAAACCAGUAGAUCGUUUCAAUGUUUUAUUAGAAAAGAGAGCUUAA
Molecule: messenger RNA, 1431 nt
Organism: Dictyostelium purpureum
Lineage: Eukaryota; Evosea; Eumycetozoa; Dictyosteliales; Dictyosteliaceae
Exons: 8
Coding region: 1-1431 (476 amino acids)
Molecular function (GO): monooxygenase activity; oxidoreductase activity, acting on paired donors, with incorporation or reduction of molecular oxygen; iron ion binding
Source: RefSeq, a predicted model, not a curated record